AUGAAUCCUUAUAAUGAUGCAAUCAAUGAUCUAUCGAAAGGUUUUGUUUCUAUUUAUAAGCCAUCUCUAACUAAUAUACAGAGGCAGCUAAAUGAACUCACAAGUAAACAAAACAUGUUAAUCAUUCAAAUGCAUGAUGAAAAUAUUGACUUAGCGGAUGUUCAACAUUCUCCAGAAAUUCAAGAAUUGUUUAAAAAGAUGAAUUUAUAUCAAAAUAAGUUGUUAACAAUUAGAAAAGCCAUGAAGCAGUUACAUGAAAGGAGCACCAAGUUGACAAAUAGAGCUUUAAGACUACAACAAAUUAGAGAAAAAGAAAAAUUUGCCAAGCUACAGUCUGAGUUAGACCUCAAGCGUGAAGAAGAACUGAUUGGAUCGAAACCAGAUAAAUCUGAAAGUGUGAAUUAA
This is a messenger RNA of Diorhabda sublineata, 405 nucleotides long. Its product is annotated as biogenesis of lysosome-related organelles complex 1 subunit 6-like. The transcript has a single exon. Gene Ontology annotation, biological process: intracellular transport. Bases 1 to 405 code for a protein of 134 amino acids. The record is from RefSeq and is a predicted model, not a curated record. Lineage: Eukaryota; Metazoa; Arthropoda; Insecta; Coleoptera; Chrysomelidae. Gene Ontology annotation, cellular component: BLOC-1 complex; transport vesicle; extrinsic component of membrane.